CACUCAUCUUCUCAUCUUCUCGCUACCAACCCAAGAAGAUGGCUCGCACACUCCGCAAGAGCACACAGACCAAAACAAAAGCCAGUGAAGCCACUGCUCGCGAUGCAGGCUUUGUCGGCAAGCCUCGAGCCCUACCGCCUCGCAGGAAGCGUUACACUGGCAGAAAACCCCCUGUCAGUAUGAUCAGUAUGGAGACACACAAGAAAUUGCAAGCCAAAACUAUCGCGAACUCGACACAAUCGCCACUGCUUCGCCUACCCCCUGAGAUUCGAGCUAUGGUUUUCAGAUACGCACUCACGACCUCGAAAUACCUCGACUGGGUUGCCCUGUUCUACAACUGCCAUGGACGAACCACUCGAUACCGUAAAUAUGUGUAUCUGUGCCCAGGUGAAGAUAUUGCCGUUGCGCUUCUACGCGUCUGUCGCCAGACACACUCAGAGACUGUUUCGAUGCUGUACGCCGAGAACACUUUCGCUUUUGCGUCCGGCCGUUUGAUGCACCAAUGGCUCGGUAAGCGGUUGACUGCGCAGCGUGGAGCCAUCCGACGCUUGGUCAUUCCGUGUAGGGAAAUGGCUCGUGCGGGUGCCAAGAAGAGUAUUGAGGCGGAGGUGAGAAAGAAGUGCCCGAACUUUCAGGAAAUGGGGGAGGAUAAGUGGCUCGAUGAGUGGCUCAGACGGGAGCACCAGGUGCCAGACUUUGAGACUGAUGAGGAGCUCAUGGCGUGGAUGAGGACGGAGAAUGCGUUAGGGUUCAAGUUCUAAUGAGGCAUUCUCGGACGAUGAGAAAUCUGGGUUUUGGUGAAACCCUUCUAUACAACAUGGUGUCAACCUGACGGAUCGGAUCUUGCCUAGUCAAGAGUGGAAUUCGAUCGUUGGCUGUGAGACAGAUAUGGAGAGGAAAACGAUGGACAGUGCCCACGAUAUGGGGUUAUGGAGACAGCAACAUGAGUGUAGAAUAGUGG
Messenger RNA from Dothidotthia symphoricarpi CBS 119687, 961 nucleotides. RefSeq lists its product as uncharacterized. The transcript has 2 exons. The record is from RefSeq and is a predicted model, not a curated record. The coding region runs from base 39 to 761 and encodes 240 amino acids. Lineage: Eukaryota; Fungi; Ascomycota; Dothideomycetes; Pleosporales; Dothidotthiaceae.